Molecule: messenger RNA, 1184 nt
Organism: Annulohypoxylon maeteangense
Lineage: Eukaryota; Fungi; Ascomycota; Sordariomycetes; Xylariales; Hypoxylaceae
Exons: 3
Coding region: 287-958 (223 amino acids)
Source: RefSeq, a predicted model, not a curated record
AGUAAGACUCCGAGAAUUAGGUAGACUCUCCGAAUGAGUCUCAUCGUCGCCUUCGGUGUUUUCCCGGUUCUGAGGCUCUGUAUACUUGAAGCAUAUUGCCAAUUUGGUACAGUUGACGUAGCAUAUGCAGGCGGAUGGUGUGCCUAAUAGGUGGCAAUGCUUUGAUUUGACGAUAUUGUUAACCGUGCACAUAUAAGGGCUGAUAUUUCCGUUUCUCCAAGAGACGACAAAACCCCAACAAUAAAUCACAAUUCUCAUCUUCAUUCGAAAUAACAAUAACUUCAAAAUGAAAGUCAUCGUCACGGGAUCUACGGGAUAUGUUGGGAGUGAAGUAAUCCGGCAGGCGAUUGCCGAUGAGAGGAUCACCCACGUUUUCGCCCUAACCCGCAAGCCGCUCCCCGAAGAUCUCGCCAAGAGCCCUAAAAUCACCGUCGUCGAACACCAAGACUUCUCCACUUAUCCACCUGAGCUUCUAGCAAAGCUCGCGGGGGCCGAAGCUUGUAUUUGGACUCUCGGGGGUCGUGCGUAUCAAUUUCCAGAUGUAGAAACGGCUAGAAAGAUUUCGGUGGAUUACACUCUCGCCGCGGCGAAAGCCUUCAUCGAGCAGUUAGCGCCACAGCUGCCAGACCCUCAAAAGUUCCGCUUCUUGUUCUGUAGUGGGAAAUGGGCCGAGUGGGAUGAGAAGAAGAAUAUGAGAGUGUUCGCAGACACAAGGAGAAUCAAGGGACAAGUCGAGAAGGGCUUGUGUGACCUUGCAGACGCCAACCAGAAUAAAUUUGAGGUCUGGGCCGUGCGGCCUGGUGCCAUAACGAAAAGGCAUGCCGGCCUGAUGAAUUUACUCACGGCCAACACGUCUGGUUUCAUUGAGCUUGAUCAUCUGGCUAGAGCCAUGCUAACGAUCGUGGUCGAGGGUCACAAGAAUAGGAUUAUUGAGGCUGAGGAACUACUCAAGAUGUAAACAACAUUGAGGAUAGGUAGGUAUGCUUCGGGGGGUGGGUAAUGAGGUCUUGCUUAGGUUAAUGGUUACUUUCUGCUUUCGGGUCUGGGUAGCACUGGUUUUAGAUUGACGAUUUUCUGGGGGGAUGGCUGGAUACCUGCAUAGGAGACUUCCUGGGUCUCUACCUAGGUAGACUUAUUCAUUUUAAUAAUAAUAUGACGUUUUAACUGACUUUGAAACCAUAAAA